AUGGCAACUACGUCAACGAGGAAAAGAUACAUACACUCAUCCACAACAAGAGCAUCACCUCCCGCAGACCAAUCUACUCUAUCUGCGGUAACGUCAGUAAAUCACCUUUCCACGCAAAUCGCAGCAGAAUCGCCCCCGAUGGUUAAACCGGCGCCCCUAUCCGUUCUUCCUUUGUCAACGGUGCUACGUAAUUUGGCCACCUCUAGCAUAUCUUCUUCGCCGGUCCUUCUCCCUCCCUCUCUAGCCAUAAUGAACGUUCUCGCUCAUUCGAACCGAGCCGUCUUCAACCCGGACAAGAAUCCUCUACUGCGUUGGUUCCUCAAGAAGACAUUCUAUGCUCAGUUCUGCGCUGGCGAGAACGCGGCCGAAGUUCGUCGCACCAUCGACGGCCUCAACAAGAUCGGGUUUACCGGCGUUAUCUUGGGUUAUGCCCGCGAGAUCGUCCUCACCGAAUCGCAGACACAGAACCUCUCCGCGUGCGACUUAGGACCCGUAGCCGAUGAGUGCGUACGCAACGAGAUCGGCCCUUGGGCGGCUGGCACCCUAGAAACGGUACGGCUCGCGCGGCCAACCGAUUUCGUCGCCUUGAAGUUCAGCGGUGCGGGACGGCAGGCACUAUACGCGCUGAAGAACCGCCUCCCACCUCCAAAGGACCUGCGGAAGGCCAUCGACGAGAUCUGUGACCUGGCUGCCGAAAGGAAUGUCCCGCUCCUCUUCGACGCCGAGCAGACUGCCGUUCAGGCCGGCAUUGAUGACUGGACUUUGGAAUACCAACGCAAGUAUAACAAGGUCUCCGGUCACUCUAUCAUCUACGGCACAUACCAAGCAUACCUGAAAUCAACCCCCUCAACUCUGGCCUCACACCUCGCCGUCGCGUCCAAGGACGGAUUCACGCUGGGUGUCAAGCUCGUGCGCGGCGCGUACCUCGGCGCCGACCCCCGCCACAUCAUCCACGACACCAAGGCCGACACGGACGCGGCGUAUAACGGGAUCACAGAAAGCCUCAUAUGCCGGCACUGGGGCCCCGUGCUUCAGCCCCCCAAGGCCGCCGCCGACACGCCGUUCCCGCGCGUCAGCAUCGUGCUCGGAUCGCACAACCUAGAGUCGGUGCGGAAGGCGCGCGCGAUCCGGGACAGCGCGGCCGCGGACCGCAGCACGGAGCUCGCGAUCGCGCAGCUGCAGGGCAUGGCGGACGAGGUCAGCUGCGAGCUGGUGUGCGCGGCGAAGGGGUGCGAGGGCUUCGUCAAGGAGAAGGGCGACGUGCCGAAGGCGUAUAAGUAUAUCGUCUGGGGCACUACGGGGGAGUGCAUGAAGUACCUUCUUAGACGCGCGUACGAGAAUAGGGAUGCGGUGGCGAGGACGCGGAGCGGUCGCGAUGCUAUGUGGGCUGAGGUUAAGAGGAGGAUUGGUAGGAUGGUGGGGUUUGCUGCGUGA
This is a messenger RNA of Annulohypoxylon truncatum, 1434 nucleotides long. RefSeq names its product proline dehydrogenase. The record is from RefSeq and is a predicted model, not a curated record. Gene Ontology annotation, molecular function: proline dehydrogenase activity; FAD binding. Gene Ontology annotation, cellular component: mitochondrion. Bases 1 to 1434 code for a protein of 477 amino acids. Lineage: Eukaryota; Fungi; Ascomycota; Sordariomycetes; Xylariales; Hypoxylaceae. The transcript has a single exon.